Molecule: messenger RNA, 987 nt
Organism: Sesamum indicum (sesame)
Lineage: Eukaryota; Viridiplantae; Streptophyta; Magnoliopsida; Lamiales; Pedaliaceae
Molecular function (GO): oxidoreductase activity
Source: RefSeq, a predicted model, not a curated record
AUGGAGAGCAGAAGCCAAGUAGCCAGCGAACUGGAGCCGUGGCUUCGGCUGGACAACAAGGUGGUGAUGGUGACCGGCGCGUCGUCGGGGUUGGGCCGAGACUUCUGUUUGGACUUGGCUAAAGCCGGCUGCAGAGUCAUAGCCGCUGCCCGGAGGAUGGACCGACUGCGAUCACUCUGCGACGAGAUAAACAGCGGGAUCGGUAAUGGACCGAGCCAAGACCAGCCAAGAGCUGUAGCUUUGGAGCUCGAUGUGAGCGCAAGCGCAGCUAGUAUCGAGGCCUCAGUGCAGAAGGCUUGGGCUGCGUUUGGAAGAAUCGAUGCUUUGAUCAAUAAUGCUGGUAUUAGAGGUAGGGUGCACAGUCCGUUGGAUCUGUCGGAAGAGGAAUGGAAUGAUAACAUUAAGACCAACUUAACUGGAACAUGGUUGGUUUCCAAGUACGUUUGUAUGCGCAUGCGUGACGGCAGGCACGGCGGAUCCGUCGUUAACAUCUCCUCCAUUGCUGGUCUGGAGCGCGGGCAUCUGCCUGGAGGCCUUGCUUAUGCUUGUGCCAAGACUGCCAUCAACGCCAUGACAAAGGUCAUGGCCUUAGAAUUGGGGGCGUUUGAAAUACGAGUGAACUCCAUAUCCCCGGGCCUCUUCAAAUCCGAGAUAACUCAAGGUCUAGUGCGGAAAGAUUGGCUCAAAAACGUCGAAAGAAGAACCGUUCCUUUAAGAACUUUCGGCACAUUGGAUCCUGCACUCACAUCACUUUUGCGCUACUUGAUCCAUGACUCCUCUAAGCAUAUCUCAGGCAACCUUUUCAUCGUCGAUGCAGGAGUCACUUUGCCCGGUAUACCUAUUUUUUCCUCCCUUUAGAUUUCAAACAAUGUAGCACUUAUGUUCCAAGAGAUCAAGAGGGAGGAAGAAAUUUGAUUUAAUUUCGUAUUUUGCUAUCCAAACUAUAAAUAAUUUAAUGAACAAGAAGACAAACAUGGCUUGCUCUCA